AUUAAGUGUGAGUAAAAGGUGUCCACUUUUUUUUAAGUUUCGAUUUUAGUUUUGUCUUGGAUAGUAUUUGGCAAGAUUUAGCCUAGAAAUUAUGUAGUAUUUAUUACAUGAGAAUCAAAAUUGCUUUGUUACGGGGCUGGUUUCAAAAUUUAGAACUCAUUUCUAUGUAUCAAAAUCGUUUUUUGUUUUUGUUUUUUGGGUUUUUUGUUUUUUGGUUUUUUUUUUUUUUUUUUUAAUUCUUAAAUGGUAAAUGUACCAUUGUGAAAUGAAAUUUCAACUCCAAAAGUUUACCCUUUUACUAACUGGAGUAAAUGAAUAAUUACAAAGUCUUUAGUUGAGCCAUCACUUGUGGGGGAAAAAAAAAAAAGAAAAAAAGAAAAAGAAACCAGGCUGCAUAAGCAAGCCUUUUGCAGGGCCAAUAUUGAAUGUCAUGCCAGUGACACUGGAAGAAAAAGUCUUCCCUUAGAUAGAAGCUUUCUGUAUUUUGACAGCGCCAGUUCAGGAUGGCUAUAAUGCUGCUCUGCCUUCUACAGCUUGCUGCACCACUCUGUAGUUACUCGAUAACUAUACGUUUCUAUCUUUUUUGGUUAAACACUCCCUGAGAUGAUAAUGAUGUACAUACAUCCGUAUUAUACACAUUGAUUCAUGUGUAAGGCUUUCCCUUCAUGUUUCUUCUAUGGGCUGGGCAAAAUUUAGUGUAACCUACCGAUACACGUCAUGAUACUUUGGUAUAAGAGUAAGUUCACUAUUUUUAUAAUGAACCCAAAUCUGAAGGCUUUUGUAGUGUGUUUUAAAAGGGAAAACUUACCCAGAUGUUUUAUUUCUACACAUUUGUGUAUAUGUGUGUGUGUGUGUAUAAGCCAGUUAGUAUAUAUGUAUAUGUAUAUUAUAUACAUAAAACACUUUAUAUUUUUUCAUACAAGUAUGUAUGCUUUUAUUAUACAGAUAAUAAAGAUGGGGGAAGGUUUCUGUUUUUUUCUUAAUAGGUGA
Mustela lutreola (European mink) is the source of this 990-nucleotide messenger RNA. RefSeq lists its product as uncharacterized. The transcript has a single exon. NCBI's taxonomy places the organism in Eukaryota, Metazoa, Chordata, Mammalia, Carnivora, Mustelidae. Bases 504 to 602 code for a protein of 32 amino acids. The record is from RefSeq and is a predicted model, not a curated record.